UUUCCUCAAAAUCUUUUUUUACCUUUUUCUUCGAUGAAAUGUUAUCAUAGAGUAAUUUUUAAUGUUGAAAAGUUAAGAUAAAUGUUGUGAUGUGAAUUACUUUUUCUGGUAGCGGAGGUUUCGUCAACGGAAGUAGAAUUCACGUGGGAAACAACGGAACCUUAUCCGUCCACUCAGCCGGAAUGAAAGAUGGAGGAAUGUACGAAUGCGAAGCGAACAACGGCAUCGAUCACCCUCUCAAGAAAACCGUUCAAGUGAGGGUGAAGGUUCCGGCAAAGUUCGAGGAGAAGUUCCCUGUGGUGAACGUGAAGAAGGGGGACAGCGGUAGAAUGAAAUGUGAAGCCCUCGGAGAUCAACCCCUCUCCAUCACCUGGCAGAGGGAUGACGCUACCAUCAGCAAAACUGGUGAUGAACGGUAAAGCGCAUCACCCCUC
Parasteatoda tepidariorum (common house spider) is the source of this 434-nucleotide messenger RNA. NCBI's taxonomy places the organism in Eukaryota, Metazoa, Arthropoda, Arachnida, Araneae, Theridiidae. The record is from RefSeq and is a predicted model, not a curated record.